CGACAGAAGGCGUUUGGUUCGUGUAACUGGAAGCGGAGUGAGAGCUCCUCUUGUUCCUCAGCCAUCUUCAGCCGGGACCGACCAGCUUAUUGUUCCCAAAGUUUAUUUCUUUAAAAUUGUCUCUUUAUUGUCAUAAUUGACACAAAAACAAAAUUUCCUGCAGAAUAUAACUAGUGUCACGGUAUAGUGUGAACUCAAAUAUAAAGUUUGUGAGCUAAAUGUCAAUAUAAAAGCAGAAAGAGCGGGUUUAACGCUAGCUAAUAGCUAAGUACUAGCUUCUCGUUAGCUUGAUUCAGCUAGCUGCUGCUGUUUGGGGUCCGCGAGAUACAAAGAGGAUGAGUGCAGUCCAGCAGGCGAUGUUCUUCCUCGGCCUCCCCGACCUGAAGAAGCUGUGCUGCGUCUCUCUGGCUCUGCAGGAGGACAACGAGGAGCCGAGGAGCAAACAGAUCAAGACCUGCAGAGAGCUGGUGCUGCUGUACUCUGAUAUUCUGGCCUCUCCGGCUCUGGACUCCUUCACUGAUAUCACAGUGGUCAUGACCAACACGUUUUUCCAGAAAGGCAUCCUCCAGGCGUUUUCACAGAGACGCAGUCUGCAGCUGGGCUCCCCUCAGUGUGUGUUUCCAGGUGUCCUCCAGUGCUGCCUGUCCUACGCUCUGAUCACCAGACUGGCUCCCAGCUGGAACAAAGCAGGGCUGCACCUCAUCACUGGUCUGACAGACGAUUUGUUUGUGUCGUGGAAAGACUUCCUGACUGAGAGCGGGAGGCUGAACGCAGUCAGCAUGGAGCUGAGCACCAGGCAAGGGCCAACUGUGCAUCAGUAUUGAAGCGAACACCGUCAGACUGCCGCCAAUCAAACUGGAGGACUUUGACCUCCCUCCGUUAGUGCUGAAGAGGUUCUGCAGUGAUCCGGACUCCGUCCUCGACCCCACCUCCACUGGAGGAGCCAUCUGGUGUCACGUCCUGCCCAGCAUGAAGAAGGGUCAGAUUAUCACCAUCACCCGUCAGCUGCCCAGAGACGGACCAUUUAGGACCUACAGAGACCUGCAGAGCCACUGGAACCGUCUGUAUGGUUACAGACUCCCUGAGCUUGCAGAAGAAGAGGUGGUGUAUUGCAGCAUCUACUUCAGUCUCGUGGGAGAGAGGCUCUUCACCUACCCUCUGAGCUGCGUCCGCCUGCAGCCGGUGCAGCGCUGCCCUCGGGUCGACCUGCAGGGGGCGCUGGACUCCUUCCUGUCUGACAUCAGGGACAAGAUGCCAAGUGUGUGCGGCUUCCCUGCACGUCUGACCAGCAAACCCUGUUACCACACAGUCAGUCUGAGCACUGCUGCCACAGUGCAGGUGUUGAGUGGUGAGCGGGUCAACCUGACCACGUCCUCCUCCAUGAGGCCGGUGCUCACCCAGCUCCCUCCCCCCCGACCUGUGAAGCCCCGCUUCGGGUCCCAGCCUCCAGCCUGGGCGCCUCUCUCCCAGCAGGACGGAGCCCAGGGGCUUCUGGGUAACGGAUGUGGAUUUAGGGACAGAGGAGACGCAGACGGGCCGUCAUCCUCCCCACGUGUUUCUUCUUCCUUUCCGUCAGCUUCUUCCUCCUCUCGUCCUCUCUUCCAGCCAGCUUCAUCCCUCACCUCCUCUGUCCUCCCCCCUCUUCCUCCCCCGAGUCGAACCCUGGCGAUCUCCGCUCCCAAACUGAUUCCCAUCUUCAGGAAUAAGUGUCCAUCUCGCCACGUCAACGUCGCCCUGCUGCGGCUCCAGAAGCAGAUGGAGCAGCUGUGCGGAGGAGGGGAGGAAAGGCGGAGAGUGACGUUACCCGCCUUUAGUAAGAAAACCUCUUCUCAUUCUUCUUCUUCUUUGUCAGCUGCGUCGCUGCCAGUUCCUCGCUUCAACCGCCGCCCCAGCAGCCCCGCUCCUCAGCCAGCGGGUCACCCCAAACUCAAGCACAUCCCCAGCCUCAGCCCGGCCUCAAAGUCCAAACCCGGCCUCAUCCGCCCUCCAAAGCCGGAGAUCAAACCCACGUCCAGCCCCAAAACCAACGUGAAGUCCAGCUCUAAGAGCUCCAGCUGUAAAGUGCAGGAAAAGGCAGCAAAACCUCCGUCAGCGGCACCAGCUCCUCCACCUCGGACGUCUUCAGACAGCAGAGGGGGAGUCGUGUUCGAGUCGAAGCAGAAGAAACUCAGACGUGCGACACGAGACGUCGACGUGGAGCAAAUGGCCAGAAGCAACCAGUUGUCCAAGCUGAACUCUGCGACUCUGUUGUCCUGGUUGAGAGGAAGAGGAGCGCUCGUCAGCACCAAACACCGGAAGGAGGAGCUGAUGCUAAAGGUCAUGGGCUGUCUGGCCGAGGCCUGAGACACACACACACACACACACACACACACACACACACACAGACUUACCUUGGAGCAUUAACGCUGUGCUAAGCGCCUCAUUUAUGGAUUUGAUGUGAAAUCGUUAUCAGUCUGAGAGCGUCUCAUCUUCACUAAUUGAGAUGCUGAAGAUUUGCCAAAAUGAAAUCCUCGUGUCAGAUAAAGUCACCGCGGGGUCCACGCAGGAAGGGACAAAUUGAAACUACAAAGUUCUACUUUGGUGUCUUCGUUUGCAGAUUGUUGUCGAUGGUGAGCAGUUUACAGAUGAGUGUAUAACACAACACGUCUCCUCUCACCGUCUGUCUGCUGUUCUAUCCUCAGUCUUUUCUUUCUUUGUGUUGUUGCUCAAAAGAGCGUUUUGAAGUUGAAAACCUUCAAAUCUUCAUGUGUUCUGUUUCUACAACAGAUGUUUGUUUAUUGAUAAAGUAUUUAUGCAGCAGCUGCUUGUUGUUCAACAAUGUACAAUUAUAUUUAUAAAGUUUUGUGUAUAAAAAAUCA
Cottoperca gobio is the source of this 2858-nucleotide messenger RNA. RefSeq names its product chromosome unknown C18orf63 homolog (gene cunh18orf63). Lineage: Eukaryota; Metazoa; Chordata; Actinopteri; Perciformes; Bovichtidae. The transcript is spliced from 14 exons. The coding region runs from base 970 to 2343 and encodes 457 amino acids. The record is from RefSeq and is a predicted model, not a curated record.